This is a messenger RNA of Frieseomelitta varia, 938 nucleotides long. It is a transcript of the gene Vti1a, whose product is annotated as vesicle transport through interaction with t-SNAREs homolog 1A. The transcript is spliced from 5 exons. Lineage: Eukaryota; Metazoa; Arthropoda; Insecta; Hymenoptera; Apidae. Gene Ontology annotation, molecular function: SNARE binding; SNAP receptor activity. Gene Ontology annotation, biological process: vesicle fusion with Golgi apparatus; retrograde transport, endosome to Golgi; intra-Golgi vesicle-mediated transport. Gene Ontology annotation, cellular component: SNARE complex; late endosome membrane; ER to Golgi transport vesicle membrane. The record is from RefSeq and is a predicted model, not a curated record. The coding region runs from base 68 to 727 and encodes 219 amino acids.
AUGAGCCGUUUGACGUAUAUAUAGGUAUAACAAACGUUCAUUCGUCUCCAAUGGAAAUACGUUCAAGAUGGCGUCACUCAUUGACAACUAUGAGCAACAAUACGCCGUUUUGACAGCUGACAUUACAGCAAAAAUUGGUAGAAUAAGAACACAAAGCGGCAAUGAGAAAAAAGUCUUCAUUCAAGAUGUGGACAGGCAGAUCGAAGAGGCUCAGGAAUUGCUUGAGCAAAUGGAGUUGGAAGUCCGUGGGAUGAAUGGUACAGCUCGCGACCGCUUACGCGGUCGAGUGGAAAGUCAUCGAGCAGAAUUGAAACGAUUAGCACAAGAAUUUCAAUCAGCCAAAAAGGCAAGGGAUGAAAGUAUCGAAAUAAGUAGGGAAGAUUCAUGGGAUAAUAAUAUUACAGAGGAUCAAAAGAGGAGGUUAUUAGAUGCGUCUGAACAAAUAGAACGUUCAGGAAGAACAUUACAGAAUGGAUAUCGAAUGGUAUUGGAAACAGAAGAAAUUGGUUCUCAAGUAUUAAAAGAACUACACGAGCAAAGAGAAACAAUUCAAAAAGGAAGAACAAGAUUACGAGAAACAGAUGCAGAGUUGGGCCGUGGUUCACGUUUACUUUCAUCAAUGAUCUUUAGAAACAUUCAACAAAGAAUUAUUUUAGCAGUAGUAGCAUUAACGCUUAUAAUUGUUGCUUGCAUUGUCAUAUAUUAUAGCUUUAAAUCUAAAAGCUAAAGACGAGAAUAGAAGGAACAUUUUGUUUGGAAAAUAUCGGCUUAAAAGCCAUAUUUAAUAUUCACUCAAUUUCAGGUAACCACAUGCCAACGUCACCGGUAUGAUGCCAACCAAAUUCAUCGAUAACUUCGAUAGUUCUUUCGGGAUCUUUGAAAUAUCCUACGAACACGUUGGUGCCUUUUACGCACACUUCGCCUUGAUUCUUCUUUGC